Molecule: messenger RNA, 522 nt
Organism: Symbiodinium natans
Lineage: Eukaryota; Dinophyceae; Suessiales; Symbiodiniaceae
Source: the annotation of a GenBank genome assembly
GUUUACACGGAGACGGAGUACGACUUCGUCCUGGGCAACAUUUCAGAGUGCUCCACAUUAGGAGACAAUCUGGACGAUUGCCAGGCAUCUCAAAACUGCACCUUCCGGCCGCUCUUCUCCUCGGGCAGCUGCGUGCCCAUACCGAGGUUCGAGCCGUCCUGGAUUCUGCCGGCAGCAUUCGGUAGCACGACGAUUACGAACACCAGCUCCACGACCACCACUGCCACCGCCUCCUCGACCUCAGCAACAUCCACCUCUAUCAGCACCUCGAUCUCUUCCACGUCUUCGUCCUCCACGGCAAGCUCAACUACAACUGCAUCCGUCACAAGAAGCUCAACUUCAACUUCCUCCAGCACGACCUCAGCCAGCACAACUUUCUCCAGCACAACUUCCGCCACAUCUAGCAUUACAAGCAUCACGAUCACCGGAACCACGCAGACGCAGACGACGACAACGGUCACCUACACCGUGCUUCCAGGGAGUUGCCCUGCACCGGUUCUAUCGGCCACGGCAGACAUCACG